AACCAAAAGUGAACUAGGAUGAAGUUCCUUUUAAAGUCUUCAGUUAUGCGUUAAAAUUUUCGACUUUUUCAGGAUCACACGAGUUUGUGGCGACUAUUUUCUGUUUGGUCGACCGUUUGCAACACUGUCUGAUCUCAUCCAGGCUUUCAUCAGUGAAUCUGAGGCCACAGUUGUUCCGCUGCCACCUCCUUCGGCGGUGAAGCUAAUCAGUCGGCAGAGGGUUGCUAUAUUACCAUUUCGAGCGAUGCCCGAUACUGAUGAAAUAAGAUUGGAGAAAAAUGGCAAAGCUGGCCUUGUUGCCGUUCAACUUACUGUCCCUUUGGUUAGCCUACUACCCUUUCUUUAUCAUUUUUUACUGAAUAUUGAAAUUUUACGGUUUUUGUUAACCUCACUAUUGCAGAACGACAAG
Gongylonema pulchrum is the source of this 409-nucleotide messenger RNA. NCBI's taxonomy places the organism in Eukaryota, Metazoa, Nematoda, Chromadorea, Rhabditida, Gongylonematidae. The record is from the annotation of a GenBank genome assembly.